Rhipicephalus sanguineus (brown dog tick) is the source of this 791-nucleotide messenger RNA. RefSeq lists its product as uncharacterized. Lineage: Eukaryota; Metazoa; Arthropoda; Arachnida; Ixodida; Ixodidae. The transcript has 5 exons. The record is from RefSeq and is a predicted model, not a curated record. Bases 27 to 635 code for a protein of 202 amino acids.
UGAAGGCGAACGACCCGGACGCCAUCAUGUUCCUGCGACUCCGCUACAGCGCCGUUUUGGCCAACAACAACAACAUGGAGAGACUGGUCGACUGCCCGGACUUGGUGGUGUUCCGCACCGAAAACCACGAGCUCAGCACCCGGGUGCUGAGGGCGCCUAACCCGUACCGGCGCUAUAUCGGCGCCGACAUGGCUGAGCUGUUUCUGCUACAAGAACUGGAUAAGAUAACGAUGCUGCGCAAGCCCCUGGACGGUCAGGAAUGGUGCCUGAGCUUCGCUCUGGGCGGCCUCCUUUACCGCUACCACAUGGGGCUCAGCUUCGGAGACGACGCCCAGACGGGACCUCAAGAGAUCUCCCUCUCCGAGGUGUGCGAGCGCUUCUCGGUUCGACGCUUCGAAGACCUCCGCACGCUGUCGUUCUACGCCAUGGAACACACGAAACACACCUGGGUAGCCUUCGACGACGACUGGUCCCUGACACGCAAGGCCUUACUCGCCCGGCAGCGGGAGGGGCCCCGUAUGUGCGUGGCCGUGUACCACGUCGAGCUGGACGACCACCGGCAGUCAUGCGGUGCCGGUCCAGCGCCCGUGCUACGCAGGUUGCAGCGCCUGGUCAUCAAUGGGACCACGACGUAGAGCGGAGACGGCGUCGCCCUCUCGACGGUCGCCUUGCCGUCCCCUUUUUUUCCCUCCUCAUUCAAAACGUUGACAUUUCUAGAUUUAUCGUUUAUUAUAGUACGACAGAAUGUUGAAUUUUGCUUCUCGUAGCGUUUAUUUUGUUCUACACACACG